AUGACCCCACUCGAGAUCAUCGGCCUCGUCAGUGCCAUCAUCACGUUCGUCGACUUCGCGGCCGAGAAUGUUACGGUGGCACGGGAGAUUGGGCGGACCGGGUCCGCGACGUUCAAAGACAAUGCUGAUCUGGAGCGUCGGGUUAAGCUUAUCGAGGAGCACGUCGCGGGACUCACUCCGAAGGGUAUUGGUGCGCCAAGGGAUACAAAUGAGGCCCAGCUGCUGGAUCUUGUUGAGGAGUACAAGAGCCACACAGUUCAGCUGAUGACCCUCCUGGCUGGGCUCAAGUCAACCAAAAAGCGCCACAUUCUAUCCAAGAUGGUCAAGGACUUUCGGAAGAAGAAUGAAAAGGAGACACUCCAGAAGGAGUUGGAUGAUUGCAGAUCCAGGAUCCAUUUGCAACUCACUCAAAUAACGAGAGCGGAAUUGAGUCGCCGCCUCGAUGAAAUUUCGGCCCAAGGACACAUCAACGCGACUGAAAUGCAGCAUUUGGGCAAAAAUAUCGAGGGGCUGCAGUCCAACAUCGAGCUAUGGAAACAUGUUCCGGGUUUGGUGGAAAGUGUCCACGAUAUCCUGUCCCGCUCGAAGGAGGCUGUCGAAAGCACUGCCCAGCGCUUGAUUUUGGAGAAGCUGUAUGUCGGUGACAUGACGAGGAGGUUCGAUGAGAUUGAACGCGCCCACGAAAAGACAUUCUCCUGGCUUUUGGGCUCGUGCACACCGUCCACAAGCGAUUUCGAUUCGAGCGAUGGGUCCGAGUCCAGCCACAGCGAUGGCUCAGGCCAUGUGUCUCGAGGAGAGAAUGAGUCGCCGAACGAAGGCAGCCAGAACUCCGAUCAAUUUGAGGUACCGGGCGCUGGUACAUCAUCAGACGACUCUUCCUACGAGGAUUCCGAUUAUCAGUCACAAAUAUCCUUAGAAAGAACUGCUCGAGAGCUUCAAGCACAACAAGAUCUGAUAGACUGGUUAGGUCGUGGAGGAGGCAUCUUCCAUAUCUCUGGCAAACCUGGUGCAGGAAAAUCGACACUUAUGAAGUACCUCUGCCAAAGUACAGCUACGGAAUCCUAUCUCAAAGACUGGGCUGGAGAAAAGACGCUGAUUUUGGCAAACUUUUUCUUCUGGAAGCUUGGGUCCACAGCUCAAAAGUCAUUAGAUGGACUACUUCGGGCGCUUUCAUACUCUAUUCUGGAGCAAGCCCCCGCCCUGCUCGAGACCGUGUUUCCAAAGCAGUGGAGUAAAGCUUCUCAAGGUAAAGCAUUUUCAAUCCAGAGCUCCGAGAUUGAGUCUGCCUUCUCUCAUCUUUUGCAACACACGGCGUUCUUUUCCACACACAAGAUUGCAAUCUUCAUCGACGGCCUAGAUGAAUUUGAUGGAGACCACGACAAAAUGAUGAAGAUGCUUCGCAAUUGGUCUAAGAGUGUCCCAGAAGAUAUAAAACUGUGCGUUUCAAGCCGUGAAUGGGAGGUCUUUCGACAGAGGCUAGUCAACUGCCCUGGAAUUCGCCUGCAAGACAUUACGAGCCGAGAUAUCGAAGCGUACAUCAACAGUGAAUUAUCCGACAAUGAAGACUUCAGAUCAUAUUCUUCGGAGAACCCAGGAGUUGAGCAUCUCGUAGAUCAGAUCAAGAACAAAGCCGAAGGCGUGUUUCUCUGGGUAAAGAUUACAUUGAGAGGUCUUAAGUGGGAUCUUCUUUCCGGUGAGCGACUGGAGGAUCUCGAAGCAAGACUCAAAUCAUUGCCUAAUGAGGGCGAUGCGAAUACUUCUCCUUGCAGCGAAGAAAUCCCGUAA
Messenger RNA from Colletotrichum tamarilloi, 1785 nucleotides. RefSeq lists its product as uncharacterized. The coding region runs from base 1 to 1785 and encodes 594 amino acids. Lineage: Eukaryota; Fungi; Ascomycota; Sordariomycetes; Glomerellales; Glomerellaceae. The transcript has 3 exons. The record is from RefSeq and is a predicted model, not a curated record.